UGAUCAUAAUCCAAACCAUCGAGUUUCUAUAGCUAGCUAGCUAGGGAAGAAGAAGAUGACAAAUCUGAGAAUGACUUGCCUCUCGAUCACCAUUUUCAUUAUUUCUUUAACCUUGCUGCUUAACUGUUGUUCUUCAUCUACAAUCGUUGUCGGCUCUGUCUACUGUGACACCUGCUCUCAUCAUUACUUCUCCAAAUCCAGUCAUUUCAUCUCAGGAGCAAUGGUCGCAAUAGAAUGUGCAGCAGGAGGAGGCUUAAACCAGAACUUUACCAGGGUAUCACAGACAAACGAAAAAGGGGAAUUCCAAACCCACCUUCCCUUCUCUCCCAAAAGACAUGCUAAGAGAAUCGAUCACUGUUCCGUCAAGUUAAUCCACUCCGGCGAUCCCAAUUGCACAGUCCCUUCCGCCUCCGCCUCCGCCGCUUCACCGAAUGUACUCAUCCUCAAAUCAAGGAAAAACGGCGCCCGCACCUUCUCGGCCGGAGCCUUCUCCUUCAAACCCCUAAACCUUCCAAUUUCCUGCAGCCAGAAAGUGACGGAGGAAGAGAAUUUAAAUUCAAUUCCGGAUUCACCUGUUAUUUCGUCGCCUCCGUCGACGGCCUCCGGAUUCGGGGUUCGUCCUCCUUCACCGGAUCUAUUUCCAUCAAUCCCCUUUCAGCCGACGCCGCCGUUGAUCAGUAUCAAUAUUCCUCCAAUACUCAAUAUACCGCCAUUGACGAACGUCCUUCCUCUACCUACGUUUCCAUUUAAGCCUGUCCCUGGUUUUCCGGUGUCGAAGGAAAAUUCUCCGUGAACCCUAAUAGCUUCUUCCCGCCAUCAAUUUGAAAGCUCUGUCAUUUCUUUUUAGUAGGUUCACUUUUUGUGGCCUCUUGAAUAACUUGUUAUUUAUUGUCAAUAAUAAUAAGUCAUAUUAAUUGGAUACAA
This is a messenger RNA of Impatiens glandulifera, 924 nucleotides long. Its product is annotated as RNA-binding protein 12-like. The transcript has 2 exons. The record is from RefSeq and is a predicted model, not a curated record. The coding region runs from base 56 to 793 and encodes 245 amino acids. Lineage: Eukaryota; Viridiplantae; Streptophyta; Magnoliopsida; Ericales; Balsaminaceae.